Mytilus trossulus (common blue mussel) is the source of this 2552-nucleotide messenger RNA. Its product is annotated as alpha-1,3-mannosyl-glycoprotein 4-beta-N-acetylglucosaminyltransferase C-like. The transcript is spliced from 5 exons. NCBI's taxonomy places the organism in Eukaryota, Metazoa, Mollusca, Bivalvia, Mytilida, Mytilidae. Gene Ontology annotation, molecular function: acetylglucosaminyltransferase activity. The coding region runs from base 142 to 1521 and encodes 459 amino acids. Gene Ontology annotation, biological process: protein N-linked glycosylation. The record is from RefSeq and is a predicted model, not a curated record.
AAUGACAACAGUGAUUAUGUAAAAAGAUAAUCGAUAAUAAUUUGCUUUAUCAUUUGUACAGAUAUUACGUAAAAUAAGCAGUCAGUGAAGUUCGGACAAUCUUGAGGAAUUCAACACUUUAAAAACUGAGUAAAGAAAAAGAUGAUACGGCUUAGUAAACGACAUAAGUUUUUAGUUUUAAUGACAGGAUUUAUCAUAAUUAUUCUGAAAGUUUUAACACUGACCAGAAAUCCAGUUUUGACUAUUCCACAAAGUAUCAGAGACGAGAUCACUGCAAGACAAGUACUCAGCUUGCCACCGUUAUCACCAGACUGGAAAAGAACAGCCAUGAUGUUUAAAACAGAAAACUCGAAUCAGCGAUUUCUGACAAUAGGUAUUCCUACAGUGCGACGGCAGCAAUCGAACUAUUUCUUGGAAACCCUGGAUUCUCUUUUAAACUGCACUUACCAAGAAAAUAUACCGAAUAUUUAUAUUGUCAUCUUUCUCGCAGAUUUCAAUGCAACAUGGAAAGAUGAAAUGGCAAACAUUAUAGAACAAAAAUAUUCAAAAAUAGUAAGAGACGGAACUUUGCAAAUAAUAGAGGCACCAACAGAGUUUUACCCAUCGUUAGACCAUCUAAAUCAUACAUAUAACGAUCCCAUAGCAAAAAGAAAAUGGCGGUCAAAACAAAAUGUCGACUAUGCCUUUUUAUGGCUGUAUAGCAAAGAACUAUCAAAAUAUUACAUGCAGAUGGAAGAUGACAUUUUUACAGUGCCCGGAUACCUAAAUGUCAUAAAGGAGUUUAUUGAAGAACAAAAAACGGACUGGACUUGUUUAGAAUUUUCAGAAUUAGGCUUCAUCGGCAAACUUUAUCAUUCAAAAUAUUUAGAAAAACUUGCUAAAACGGUACUACUUUUUUAUGAAGAACAACCUGUUGACUAUACAUUUAUAUAUUUCAACAUUUUGAAUUUACAAGGAAGCCGCAUUAUAAGACGUCCGACACUUUUUCAACACGUUGGAUUUCAUUCUUCAUUGCCUGGGAAAAUACAACCUUUAAAAGACAAAUAUUUUGAUAAUAUUAAAAAGACCUUACAUGGGGAUAACCCACCUGCUAAAGUUAUAACGACAUUGAAAACAUCACCAGACUUUUUGCCAGAUUUAGCAUACUCUAAAGACGAUGGGUACUUCUGGGCUCAUGCUGCCCCGGUAGUUGAUGAUACAAUUCAUGUAUUAUUUGAUGAACCGCAAAGUUUAGAUAAAGUUGUCAUUUUAUCAGGGUCUCAACAACACCCUACAGAUAAGAUAGAGAAUGGUCGAUUAGAUGCGUGCUUAAGUGUGAAAAUUUCGGGUGACAAUCGAAUAGAGUGUUUUAACAACAUAUUUUUGGGAUAUUCAGAAAACGGUACUUUAUUAGCAGAUAAUUUGGAAAAGAAAUUAAAUAAAUUUAUGGUGACUUGUCUGAAGAUAACAUUUACAAAAAGUCAACAAUGGUGGUUAAUUAUAAAAGAAAUAGCGGUCUUUGUAAGUAAAGUAAAACAAUGAUAAACGCCUCUAUUGCAGUGCAAUGAAAUGAAGUGCAAAGGCAAACGAAUUGCAGGAUAAUAAGCAAAUUGCAUAAAUGUUAUAUCAACUGAAGACUCUAUUUGAGUUUGAUACUUCAACAUUGUGUAAAAUGAUGAGUUGAAUAUUGUUCUACAUGGUACAGUUGCAAAUUAUGAAUAACAAGUUUGUUUUUGUACGCCAUACAAGUCAAUAUUUUUAACUACAUGUAUGUAAUUGUAUGCAAAGAGAGUUAAUACCAUGAGAGUUAUACAUAGCAAUCUACAUGUGUGUAAUUGUACGCCCUGAGCCCUGAGCAUGUAUAUCAUAAACUGCAUGUGUGUCAUUGUACGCCCUGAGCAUGUAUAUCAUAAACUACAUGUGCGCUAAUGUGCGUAAUGAGAGUUAAUAUACUAAACAACAUCUAUUAUGGUGUAACACCACUAAUUCAGGCCCGGCUAGAAAGUACAUACCAGAAAGUAGUACAUAUUUAACACAAAAUAGUUCCUACGCAUGGACAUAACUUUCAAAAUAUUUAGAAUAUUUUAUAAAUUUUGUUAUCAAAUGAAAGCUGCAUGACUGGUGAUCAUUGUAGAAUAAUUUUGACUGAUAAAUUUGAAUAAUAAAAAAAUGGCAUGAAAUUUAAAAAGGAGGGUACAUUUUGCCUUUUUGUCAGAUCGGAAGUACCUGUUUUGGUACAUCCGAAGUUCCGGGAACCAGUUCUUUCUUAUAUGCAAUGUAAGGUAUAUUGAUUUUUUCAGUACAGGACACCAGAAGGUGUUGCUUUGACAUGCAAUGAUUGUCACUUUAUUUGAACUUAAAAUAAAAGAGGUGUGCCUGCUUGAAACGGAGGAACUUAACAUAGAAAGCAAUGGGACCAUGAAUUAGGGGUGUACUUCCUUAUUAUUUUUUACUCAAUGAGAGUUAACAUCAAGAGAGUUGAUGUGUGUUAUUGUGCGCCAUGAGAGUAAAUAUCUUAAAAUACAUUAGUACAGGUAUGUUAUUAGAAGCCAAAAUAAAUAUUUUUAACUUCA